AUGUCUGGCUACGCCAGCCCUGCCAUUCACGGAGCAGGUGCACAUGAGUGCGUGUGGGGACAAUUCGCCCUGAGCCUCAGGGGGCAAAAGUCUUGGGCCGCCCCGCGACUCCGCCUCCGAGGGCGCGAGCCGUCGCCCGUCUCCGCAGAAGUACGUCCCACUGAGUUCAGCGGAGUCGCUUCGCAGCCUCAGCCGAGGCGGCAUCCGCGCCUGCGUUUCCAAGGCCUGCGGGCCCCGGAAAAACAGGCGGGCGUCGCCCUUUUAAGGCGCCAGGCUGCCCUGCGCGGCUCUGGACGCGGCCAGCCGUCCGCCCGUCACGUGGCCUCUAGCUGGCCGCCCCUGCCCGGGGUGGCCACCUGCUUUUGCCCCGGAGGGAGCCCACGCAGCGCUGCCCGAUGGAGGCGCCUCCGGAGAAGGACCCCGAGCCCCUGCGCGGCUCCUGGGUGGAAGUGCCCUCCGCCUGCCAGGAGCCCCCCAGGCUGGCCUGCGCUCCCUGCGGCGACUUGGAAGAGAUCCUACGCGAAGCGCAAAUGGAUACGGAGCGGGGCGACAGCCUCCUGCCGGCCCGGAAGGCACCUGGCGUGCAGAGCGGGAGUCCAAGGCAGGGGGAAGAGCCGGAGCGGCCUGUCCGGAUGGCGGCUGGGACCUGGCCAUGGCGCAGCCCUCCCGAGCUCCUUCCCUCCAGGGAGUUUGCCCGUGUUGCCCCUGUGUCCCCGCCGCUGCUCAGACCAGCUCUGCACAGGAAGAGGGGAACGCGAGACCCCCAGCUUCUGCUUCUGCUCUUCCCGUCUCUUCUGCUCAGCCAUGUGCUGGCCCUGGGGCUUGGGAGGUGCAGGGUCAGUUGGCCCAGGGCACCCUCCGUGGCUCGGUGCUACACCCAUGCUGGCACCACAGAUGAGGACUGUUUCCAGGGUGAGAGGUUAUCCUUUUCUACAACAAAAUGGUGCUUGUUCCCAAGCAGAUGUGUUUAGCACCAGCUCUUGUGCACUAGAGAACACUCACUCUGCAACCCGUAAAAUGGCCCAGGGUCCAACGAGAACGUGUUGCCAGUUGAUGCACAUUGGGGCAAGCAAGUGUAACAGAUGGGAUCUGAGCUGGUGAUGACCGAACAAGAAAGAGAUCUGGGAUUGUGGUGGAAAAGCUCGAUGAAAUGUCCACCCAGUGUGCAGCCGCUGUCAAGAAGGCAAACUCCAUGUUAGGCAUUAUAAGAAAAGGAAUUGAGAAUAAAACGGCCAGU
Messenger RNA from Elgaria multicarinata webbii, 1237 nucleotides. RefSeq lists its product as uncharacterized. Bases 1 to 1101 code for a protein of 366 amino acids. The record is from RefSeq and is a predicted model, not a curated record. The transcript has 10 exons. NCBI's taxonomy places the organism in Eukaryota, Metazoa, Chordata, Lepidosauria, Squamata, Anguidae.